UGUGCGCGCGCGCAACACAUACAUGUGAAGGUCAGGCUUUGGUUUUAAAAACACAGCACUUACUUUUUUUCCCCUGUGAAAAUAUGGACGGCCAAGGAGCGACGACGGACCCUCAGCUUCAGCAGUUCAUUGAAAUUGAAUCUCAAAAACAAAGAUUUCAGCAGCUGGUGCAUCAGAUGACGGAGGUGUGCUGGGAGAAAUGCAUGGAUAAACCUGGGCCAAAGCUGGACUCCCGGACAGAGGCGUGCUUCGUUAACUGCGUAGAGCGAUUCAUUGACACGAGCCAGUUUAUCCUCAACAGGCUGGAACAGACACAGAGGACUAAGGGGUCCUUAUCUGAGAGCAUGUUAGACUAAAGUGUCGUUUAAAGAACGUGAACGCAGCCGCUGAUCUCAGACAUGACAGUUUGGUCCAGUUAGCUACCCAUCUGCAUGAUGCAGAGUUGUGGUCAUGACUGAAAAAAACAAACAAAAAAAAAAAGUGCCUCAGAUUAACACCAUGUUUGAAGCAACCUUGAGUGUUGUAAGAUGUUUGGUCUGUUGACAGCAAUGACCUUGCUGGUUUUGUUUCUCAUGUCACGCUGCACGUGACUCAGCUGAAAAUGGAGAUGCAGUGUCUUUUUGCUGCUGUAACUGGUGGAAUAAGAGUGGCAGUCUGGGAAAGAUCUGCAGGAAGAUGGACAUUGGACAGUUUCCACUUGUCAGGAGGAAGUCAUGCUGCGGAGGUCCAAUCUACAGAUGAAGCCUUUGCACUGUGCUUACACAAUAAACAAAAUGCCAACUAAUCUUUUAA
Thalassophryne amazonica is the source of this 792-nucleotide messenger RNA. It is a transcript of the gene timm8a, whose product is annotated as translocase of inner mitochondrial membrane 8 homolog A (yeast). The coding region runs from base 84 to 356 and encodes 90 amino acids. The record is from RefSeq and is a predicted model, not a curated record. Lineage: Eukaryota; Metazoa; Chordata; Actinopteri; Batrachoidiformes; Batrachoididae. The transcript is spliced from 2 exons.